Molecule: messenger RNA, 468 nt
Organism: Oikopleura dioica
Lineage: Eukaryota; Metazoa; Chordata; Appendicularia; Copelata; Oikopleuridae
Source: the annotation of a GenBank genome assembly
AUGAUGCUAACCGGAGUUAUUUUCUCCUCUUGUUUUCUACCGAGUUGUGCCGAGAUUUUCAAUAGAGAGGAGAUUUGUAAGGACAGGUUUUGCACCCUUUGCUACAACAUCAUCAACUACGAAGAGUCUACUGAAUACAGUGAGUCACUUAUUGAAGGAUGUUACGAAUUGCUGGACAUGAGCAACUGCUGCAGCAUCUAUAUCAAUGGACAAGGGUCUGUCAUAUCAAGGGUGGUGUCGGAUGAUAUGCAGGAUCUUGAAGACCUGUUUAACAAAAAGCACGAUGUCAUCUCGAACAAGACUGACUCAUCGGAGUCGACUGAAGCAGAUACAAGCAGUUCUGGCCAGAAGAUUGAAGUUCCGUGGGGAAAACUCAUUAUUGGAUUUAUGUGCGGAGCGAUUUUUGCAGUCAUACAAGCGGCUGUACAAGAAUUUCUGGAUAAUUUAAUUACACCUAUGUUUGACUAA